This is a messenger RNA of Symbiodinium necroappetens, 3153 nucleotides long. The record is from the annotation of a GenBank genome assembly. NCBI's taxonomy places the organism in Eukaryota, Dinophyceae, Suessiales, Symbiodiniaceae.
AUGAUUGAACUCUUUGGCAGUGUGACAGACCAGAGUGGCUUGAAGAAGGAACUUUUGGAGCAUGCACAAGGCAGAGCUACAAUGCGGCUCCAUCAAGAUGCACCCCAUCUGGGCGCAGUGAGGUCGGAUGAUUUCCAGGAGAAGACCUGCUGCAAAUUUGCGGAGUGUCUUUGUGGCGAGAACGUUACAGCUGCCAGGUUUCAUGCCAACUUCAUCGCUUUGUUUCGUCCCUUCUUACGCACAAGACUGAUUGCCAAGUCUGCUGCUGCCAAAGCCAAAGCCAGCUCACAGCCUGCUGGGAAAAAGUCCAUGAAACCUGUUCCUCGACAGCUCAUGGAGCAGGGCUUCAUGGUGAUCAAGUUCACGAAGAUGCCUCCAGAGAAGUCAACUGUGCGGCCCAGUGCUCGUGUCAACUGGGAGCAAGCGGCUGAAGAGUCUUUGGGUGCUCUUCAGAUUGAGGCUACAAGACGCCCCUUCGAUGAUGCGCCUCCUCAUGUGGAGGAAACCAUUUGGGCACAUGUUGGAUUUGCAAACUACCGAGAUUGGCAUCUCAGCUUGCUCCUUUUGCAGGAAGACAACUCCACAAGUGCUUUCACUGAGUCUGGGGAGCCUUUAACGGUUUUGCAGGUUCCAGAAGCAUCUGUGUUUCUGAAUGACACCGUGGCUUUCAAGCGCUACUUCGAUCUGGCGUCGUCCUGGAAAGCAUCCCUGCAUGUGAUUUAUGUGAAUGACGAGAUGUUGUCAGAGAUGGAAAUGGUCCCUUGUGUCAUCGAGGUUCAUCGCUUGGCAUCUGUGCCAGAAUUGGUGGUGUGGAAGGGUCGUCAGGAAGAAGACCGGCUGCUGGAGCUGCAUCCGCCAAAGAAGAAGAAACGUCACAAGAAACGAACUGGCAAGAAGCUGCCAUCUGAGCGGCCUGCCAAGAAGUCCAGGCUUUCCAUUUGGGGACCUGAACCCAUGGCUAGUGAUGUGGCAGCCCCGCUCCGAGAGCCCGAUGAUGUGGCAGGUGGUUCUGGCUCUGAUGGGCCUUCUGGGGAUGACUCUGAGUCAAGUGGGGCAGAGGCUGAUGGAAAUUCAGACGAUGAAGCGCCUGUGGCACCAUGGAUUCUGCGGCACAUUGAUGUUGUGGAAACCCUUGAAAGCAAGCAGAAGAAGACUGCGCAACGGGUCGCAGGAUUCAAGAAAUGGCUUGGCAAGGGCAAACCAGCUGCAAUGUCUUCAGCCGCUGGCCCAUCAGCUCCAUCGGCAUCCAGCUUAGGAGCUGCUGGUUCAGCGGAUGCUCCUCCACUGGUGCGGGACGCAGGCCUUGACUCUCAAGAUCCUGGGGCUCAUGACACAGGAGCCACCAGGAAGAAGUCCAAGACGGAACAAGUUUGUGUGAUACCAGGCAUCGGCGAGAUACACUACUAUCCUCCGAGCAAGAAUUUCGUUGCAUUCUGUCGCGCCCCUAAUCACUAUGAAUGCCGAAAGUCGCGCACCGCCAAUCCACCGGCGCUCCCUGUCAAACGCAACCGACGCGGGCAGGGACGCCCGAUUGGGCUCUUGGCCGAGUGGCUGUAUCGAGGCAGAGAUUUCUCGAAUAAAGAGGAGCAUGGUGCUGCGGAGGUCGUUUUGGGCUUCACACAUGAGCAGCGGCUGGCAGCCAGGCGGCGGUUUCUUCAGGAAAAAAGACGGCUUCAUGUUGUCUCAGUGCUUGACAGCAUCCACUUCGCCACUUCGCGGGAUCUCGGGCUGUGGAUUUACAUGAUCUUCUUGCGCCGGGACAUCUACGAUGCUUGUGAUGCGCAGAUGCUGAAGACAAUCCUCGGAGUAGAGAUACUGGAGAAGCAGAGUGCUUCCACGCCUGUCAAAGUGGCCGAUCUGCUGAUGCCCCGAGACCAUCCACAGUAUGCAGCGAGCAUUGACUCCUUGGGGAAGGAAUGCGGCACUGCGCGGCCGAAGGCCGGUGAAGCUUCUUCUGAGCUGGCCUCCUGGAAGGUGCAAACUGUGCGCUGGUCCGAGAAUUUGGGAGUUGAUGUGGAGAAGAACCCGGUGUGGACAGAGCGUGCAAGUUUCAAGGGCUUGGGCUUGCCAAAGAGCGACAGGGUCAGGAAUUUGCUGAACCUUGUGUGCUUGCAGAAAUGGCACGACUCCAAGGUCAAUGGGCCCCUGAACGGGGCGUUCGCUUCAGUAUGUUGGGAACGACUGAUGCAAGGAACCUACUUGAAUUGGAGUCAAAAUCCGGAUAGAAGGCAUUUCACAAAGAACGACGGCAACCUCAACUGCUUGUGUGCAUCGAGCCAGAUCUACAGCUAUGACCUCGACCGGGCACUUUUCCCGGUGGAGUAUUUGCGACUGCAGGGAUGGGGCUUCGAGGUGGAGGUUCCAUCGGCUUGCAAGAAGAAAAUCCGCAGCAUGGCAGCCGAUGGCUUUGCCUUGCCGUGUCUCGGAGCCAUCAUAUGGGCGGUCUACCUGCUCCGCGGCCUGCCAUCAGGGCAGGAGCGGGAGUGGGCCAACUUCACCGCCAGGGGUCAGCCCACAGGGCUUUGGUGCAUGGUUCAUGCGAAGGGGGCCAUACAGAUGUUUCCUGCUCACCCUCUCGAGGAAGUCGGGGCUUUGUACCACGAGGAUUCUGAGCGCGGUCGCCGCGUGAAGAAGAUCAUGGAUGAGGCUGUUGAAAACAUGUUGCAGGAUCCGGCCCCAGUGUUUGCACUCCCGGCCACAUUGUCCUCUGUUGCACAGCAAGGCAUUCGCAUGAUCUUCGAACUGGCAUUUCUGUCAGAAGCGGAUGUAACUCGUUUGACCGGCCGGUCACCGAAGUUCUUGAACUUGCAAGUGGUGCAUUUGCAAAGCGAACAGCAUGGCAAUGCUUUGCUGAGUGGUUUCCUCCUCAACAUGAGGGGGCUUCCCAUCGAUGAGAUUUUCUCCGUCAGACGGGUGCAGGUAUACAGGGACACGAGCUUGCAGCUGAGCGAGGACAACUUGCAGCCGGAUAAGAUGAUACACGAAACUCAGCCGGCGGUGUUGCUCGACUACUUGUCAAGCAAGCAGCAGGCCACAUACCCGAAGGAAUUCAUCGGAAGCAAUGUUCGCCACGUGCCGCCGACUCUCGCGCAGCUCGUCGAGCGUGGCAAUGAACGUGAGGCUGCUGGAGUGCAAAUCAUGAGUGUUUGUUAG